Grammomys surdaster is the source of this 5498-nucleotide messenger RNA. RefSeq names its product SUMO specific peptidase 1 (gene Senp1). Lineage: Eukaryota; Metazoa; Chordata; Mammalia; Rodentia; Muridae. Gene Ontology annotation, biological process: protein desumoylation. The record is from RefSeq and is a predicted model, not a curated record. The transcript has 19 exons. The coding region runs from base 434 to 2530 and encodes 698 amino acids. Gene Ontology annotation, cellular component: nucleus. Gene Ontology annotation, molecular function: deSUMOylase activity.
CCUUGGGACCACCUCCAUUCCCCCCUGCUGUCCGGUGGCGGCUGUCUGGCCCGGGUCUGGUAGUUGGGCUUACUGAGGCCGCCCUUUCAGGCCUCCGUCUCCUGACCCCCGAAGAGCCCAUCUCCCUGCGGUCACAGCAGGGCCUUCUCUGCGCCCAACUCUACUUUUCCAAAGAGAAAAGGCCGGUUGGGAUUCCGGGAGUUUCCCGCCAGAGCAGGGUUCUCUGGAGGGAGAGCUGUUUUCAACGAGGAAGUUCAGCUUUCGCUCCCACCUGCUUCACCUCUCUUCUUCUUUGAAACCUGAAUGCUACUUCUCGGCUACUGUGUCCCACGUAAACAAUUCUCCAACUCUUUUAUCCUGUGGUAUUUCCCUGGGAUGUGAUAUCGCUAGAGCCACCACCAGAGAGAAACGUCUGGACCCUUCUGCACAGGUUAUGAAAACCCCCUUAACUGCCACAGUUUUCUUACCUGGCUCAUCGCCUCUUGGAUUUUGUGUCUUUACUAAAGUCAGUGAUGUGAAAAGACCUGAAAUGGAUGACACAGCUGACGGGGUGAAGAUGGACGCUGGGGAGGUGACCUUAGUGAACCACAGCUCCACCUUCAGAACCCACCUACUGCCACAGUCGAGCUUUCCAGAGGACCAGCUUUCGCUUUCUGACCAGCAGAUGUUGUCUUUCAGGCAGGGGACUUUAGACGGAGCUUUCACAUGUUCUACAAGAAGGGCAGCCUAUAAUCCAGAUUAUCACUCAGAUAACCCUUCCUCAGACAGUUUCCUUGGCUCAGGUGACAUAAGAACCUUUGGUCAAAGUGCAAAUGGACAAUGGAGAAAUCCCACUCCAGCGUCAGGUUCAACAUUACAGAAACCAAGAAAUAGCCGAAGUCUUUACCUCGAAACCCGGAAGACCUCAAGUGGAUUAUCCAACACCUUUGUGGGAAAGUCCAAUCACCACUGCCAUGUGUCUGCAUAUGAAAAGUCAUUUCCCAUUAAGCCUGCCCCAAGUCCAUCCUGGAGUGGGUCGUGUCGGCGGAGUCUUUUAAGCCCUAAGAAAAUGCAGAGGCGACAUUUCAGCACAGCAGAAGAGACAGUUCAAGAAGAAGAAAAGGAGAUCUACAGACAGCUGCUGCAGAUGGUCACAGGGAAACAGUUCUCCGUAGCCAAGCCCACCACACAUUUCCCUUUACACCUGUCUCGGUGUCUUAGUUCCAGUAAGAACUCUUUGAAAGACUCGCUGUUAAGAAACGGAAACUCUUGUGCAUCUCACCUCAUCAGUUGUGAUACGUCAUCCUCUGGAUCUGCCAGCAUUUUAACUGCACGGGAGCGGUUGACCCCCAGUGCACAUCCCCUGUCCUCUGGUACCCCGGAUGCUGCCUUUGGAUCCAAAGACUCUGAUCCCCACCAUCACCUCUCUGCACCUCAUCAGCCAGAUAGCUUACCAGCAUCAAGUACACAAUCCGAAGGGUCAGACUCUGUGAUUUUACUCAAAGUGAAAGAAUCUCAGACUCCAGCUUCCAGAUACCUCAGUCCAUUGAAGAGAAGUACUUGCCCCUACAUUAUUCCUUAUUCAGCAGCCAUGGAUCUGCUCUCUAGCAGCCCUACUUUCUUCCAGGCAGAACUAUGGAUCAAAGAAUUAACUAGUGUUUAUGAUUCUCGAGCUCGGGAAAGAUUGCGCCAGAUUGAAGAACAGAAAGCAUUGGCAUUACGGCUUCAAAACCAGAGGUUGCAGGAACAGGAACAUGCAGUACUUGAUUCUGUUGAACUUCAUCUUCGUGUACCUCUUGAAAAGGAGAUUCCUGUCACAGCUGCCCCAGAAACCGGGAAAAAAGGUCAACAACUAACUGAUAGUGAAGACGAAUUUCCUGAAAUUACAGAGGAAAUGGAGAAAGAAAUAAAGAAUGUAUUUCGUAAUGGUAACCAGGAUGAAGUCCUCAGUGAGGCAUUCCGCUUGACCAUUACACGCAAAGACAUUCAGACUCUAAACCAUCUGAACUGGCUCAAUGACGAGGUCAUCAAUUUCUACAUGAACAUGCUAAUGGAGCGCAGUAAAGAGAAAGGGUUUCCAAGUGUGCAUGCAUUUAAUACCUUCUUCUUCACUAAGCUAAAAACAGCUGGUUAUCAGGCAGUGAAACGUUGGACAAAGAAAGUGGAUGUGUUUUCUGUUGACAUUCUUCUGGUGCCCAUUCACUUGGGUGUGCACUGGUGUCUAGCUGUUGUAGACUUCCGGAAGAAGAGUGUCACCUACUAUGAUUCUAUGGGAGGAAUAAACAAUGAGGCCUGCAGGAUCCUCUUGCAAUACCUAAAACAAGAAAGUGUUGACAAGAAAAGGAAGGAGUUUGACACCAAUGGCUGGCAGCUCUUCAGCAAGAAAAGCCAGGAAAUCCCACAGCAGAUGAAUGGAAGUGACUGUGGGAUGUUUGCUUGCAAAUACGCUGACUGUAUUACCAAAGACAGACCAAUCAACUUCACACAGCAACACAUGCCAUAUUUCCGGAAGCGGAUGGUCUGGGAGAUCCUCCACCGGAAGCUCUUGUGAAGACUGUCUCAGCAGACACUGAGUGUGUGGGGGACCAGCCUUUGCCAUCGACAGCCAGAGACCUUGGAAACAGCUGCUCCUAACCCCCUGUUCUUGUACAGCCCUUGAUCCUGGACCAGACCAGGCAAGAUGCAUUCACAAGCACAUCUGCCUUUCCUUUUGUAUCUCAGAUACUAUUUUUGCAAAGAAACUUUGGUGCUGUGAAAGGGGUGAGGGACAUCCCUCCUGAAGAGAGAGACUGCUUUUCACUUCAGCUCUGCUAUCUUGUUUUCCAAGGGCUCCAGCCUCACUGAGUCCCUCAUUAGGAGUCCAAGGAAAACUCGGGAAGAAUCUUGGUUUCAUAUAAAUUCUUGUUGCUAGGCCUUACCGAGAAGUAGGGAAGGGCAUGGGCAGCAGGUAGGGAUAAAACCACCAGCACGUCGUCACACACAUGAUCCCCAAGAUGCAGAGUCAGGAAAGGAACUGUAAACUGGACUCUGAGGCACAAGCUUAAGUCCCCUCCUCCAGAACUGUCCUAUUUAUGUAUCCUCCAUGAAACCAGCUGCUUCUCCUCAAAGCUGUUUCCUCACUGGUACAGUCGUCCCAUCCUGAGCACACUGCACAAGCCCUGGCAGACCGUAAAGUCUCAAGCAGUCCUUUCCUCACGAGCAGGGUUGCAUGUGCGUGCACACACAUGCUGUGGGAGGAUCCAGCCAGAGGUCUCGAGUGCAGCAGCCGGGCCCAGCUUCACUGCUGCCCUCUUCUGACCAGGGAGAAGGACUCAGCGGUUAGCGUCACGUACCAGAGUUGGAUGAAUACAGGUCUAGGUGGUCUGUGGCUAGUUAGUUUAAAUAUGUUUCUAACCACAGAGAAUUUUAUAUACACAUAUACCUAUAUGUGUGUAUAUAUAUACAUACAUAUACACACACAAUGUGAAAUAUAUAUUUCACAAGGAUAUGCUUUUAAAAGAAAAAAAAAGACUGAAUGUGCUCACCAUUUAGUCUGUAGGUUUAUUUUCAUCUUUGAAAUUCCAGCACACAUCGAUCCCAGCAAGCCCUGUGUAUCGGGCGUUUGUAGAUAUCCUAAGAGUAUUUUGAGACCUGGAAGAGUCUGGUGUAGGAGUAAAAGGUUAUCAAGGUUAUCUAGGUAAAUGGCUGGGGGACGGGGGACAGUGGGGAGCUUCGACUGAUGAGCCGGAGGUUUUUAAACUGCUCGCUCUUCUGUCGUUCAGCCCCUCUGCCACUCUCGCAGAGCUCCUGAGGGGAGGUGGGGAGGUGACUUUGCAGUGCCAGUGUCGUUUUGUACUUAAGUUCCACAACAGGGACGUUUUCUACUUUCUGUAUGGUGACCAGUAGUUUUCUAUGCAGUCUUCCCCCCGCUCCCGUGCCCCGGCCCUGCCAGCACUGUGCUCUCUCUCCUUGGGCUUAUUGGAACAUUUUACUCUGUUUUAUACCAAGCGUGUUUAGUACAUUUUUCUAUGUUUUACCACAAGUUACAAUUUGAAAACAACAACAGCUAUUUUUUUUACUACUCCAUUGUUAAAUGAAUGUUACUGUCUCCACUCCAGCAGCCUGUGCCCCUCUUGCUCCCUCCCGCCCUGCAUGUUGGGGGACGAGGGCCCUCUGUACAUUGGUGUUUCUUUCUCUAGCUGCUUCUCCUUCCUCACUCUUCCUCCCUUUCUUUUCUCUUGAUUUUCCAUAGGAAAUAAAUAGCUUUCUAUAUAUGAGUUGCUGGGCCCUUUUACGUUCUCUCUUAGAAAACUGGCAUGCAGACUCAGCCCAGGACUGGAGAAUGUUGUCUGAUUCUUGGUACUUACUGUAUUUAAGUGACAGCUUACACAGUGGCAGUUUGGACUACUUAAAGACAAGCUUCUCAGACUCUUCUCACUAUUAUCUGGGGCUCAUCACAAGAUGGUUUUCUGUGUUUAUUGUUUGUUUCUUUAGAUAAUAUCUGUUUUUCUUCCUCAGAGACUUUUUGUAUGGACCAAAGCAACCAAUAUUUUUGGCCAUGAAUAGCAGAAUAUGAGACAUGCGACAAAAGCACUUUGUAAAAGAUAUAGAAUUUUUGAGCCAGUCUGAAGCUAGCUCCCUUUCUCCAAUGCAGUUUAAGUGUACCAGUUAAAAGCUACUGAACCUAAGACUGCUGUCCAUCCAGGGGUAACAGGAAUAAGUCAGAGUGUGACAGGCGGCUUAAUGGGAACCAGGUAUAGACUUUAUAGUCGGCCCUUCUUAGCCAGAUAACAGGAGCAGGACAAGUGUCUGGAAAUGUCCUCAGUUCAAGAGAGGCCUUUGAGGACCAAGACUGAAGCUGCUUGUGUAUUUCAUUGCCAAGGGUAUGCUACUAGUAUCCUGUUUGACCGGCUUUAAGCAGAAUAUGCCUGUUGUUUUCCUUCUCUGUCCCUUUCCCUGUGUUCCAUGCUGAUAGCCAUCUCCCUGUAAAGAGAAUAGUUGAAGGAUGAGAAGCAUUACAUGGCAGUUGCAUACUCUUCAACAAAAAUCCACAACCCAGCAGUCAUCCUGGAGUGUGCACAGAGAAAAAGAGGCUGCUUCUGCUCUUUUGAGAAUGUAUGCCAUGAUACAUGGAAACUGGCUACAUCCGGUUGAUCACUUGAGACUCACUGUGACUCCCAAGAGUCCUGUGUAGGGUUCAGCGUGGUACUUUUCCAUAGACAACCUAGAGACUCGCUGUCAGUUCACUCUUCUGUGUGAGGAGUACUUCCUCCCACUCUUUAGACUGCCCUCAGCACUGCUUUAGCGUUUAGUGAUCCAAGGGGACAGCAGAUGACCCAGCAGGACGUUCCCACCCACCCCAUCUCACAGCCUGCCCAUCACACCACCUGGUUUUAUACACCCAUGGUACGAUCAAUCACUCUGGAUGGAGAGAGAAGAAGGGUUCACUAGAGAGCUGCUUUGUGUUUGAUCUUAACCUCUGAUCUUUCUGUGCCAUCCUCCAAGCUCUGAAAGAAGGUCAGAGUAAAGAAUGACUAACA